AUGGUCCGCCAGACCGGCAAUGCAGCGAGGUCCGAAAUCGCCACCAGGCUCCUGCGCGAAGCGGCUGCAAUCAAGCUUCUACUGGGCUCCAAAGCCCAAUCGCCAGGGUGCUACAAUGAACACUGGAUCGUGCAGGAAUUCGAUACCCAGGUAAAAUGCGAGAUGCUUCUUUCGCACCAACAGAACCGACGAAGCCAUCACCGCGAGUCAUGCGCGAACGCAACUGCCUGGCUUCUGCUAGUGCUAUCUUCCGCCGUUGUACUCGCCGGCUGUGGUCGAUCCGCGCCCGAUCAUGUGCAAUUCACCACGGCAGAGCUUGAGCGACUGCAACUCGAAGACCUGGACGGCGAGCCGUACGAUCCUUGGAACGCCACCGAUGCGAAUGUGCUGGUGUUCCUGUUCACGGGCAUCGACUGUCCAAUCUCGAACCGCUAUGCCCCGGAGGUCCGUCGCUUGUACGAAGCGUAUCAUCCGCAGGGGAUCGACUUCGUGUUGGUGUACCCACAUGGCGAUGAGACGCCCGAGGACAUUCGUGAACACCUGGCCGCGUUCGACUAUCCCUGCACGGCCGUUCGCGACCCGGACAAGACCCUGGCGACCUUGACCAAAGCCACCGUAACGCCGGAGGCCGUCGUCAUCGGCCCCGAGCUGCAGAUGGUCUAUCGAGGCCGCAUCGACAAUCUCUAUGCCGACUUUGGCAAAGCCCGCGCCGCCGCCACGACGCACGAUCUAGACGAAGUGCUAAAGGCGUUAGUCGAAGGGCAAAAGGUUCCGGCCCGCACGACCGAGGCGCCGAUCCACGUGGCCGACCCGCUGCUCGACAAGUUGCGUCUGAGUUUGAUCCCCGGCGUCGGCCCUCGCCUGCGGCAAGCCCUGCUCGAUCACUUCGGCUCGCCGGGCGAGAUUCUGCUGGCCCGCGGCGAUCAAUUACGUGCGGUGCCCGGCAUUGGCGAUAAGCUGGCCGAACGGAUCGUAGCCGCCCGCGACUCAGACGCGGCCGAGCGUGAGAUCGAACUGGCCGCCGAACGCAACAUUCACAUCAUCGCCGACGACGACCCCCGAUAUCCGCGGCUACUGCGCGAAGUGCCCGACCCUCCGUGUGUGCUGUUCGUCUACGGCGACGUCAUCCCUCAAGAUGCCGUGGCGGUGGCCAUCGUCGGUUCUCGCCACAGCACCCGAUAUGGUUUGCAGCAAGCCGAACGCCUCGGCGGAAGUUUGGCCCGCGCUGGUGUAACGGUCAUCAGCGGGCUGGCUCGCGGCAUCGACGCGGCAGCCCACCGUGGAGCCAUGGCCGCCGGAGGGCGAACCAUCGCGGUAUUGGGGAGCGGCCUGUUGCGCAUCUAUCCGCCCGAGCACGUGAAACUGGCCGAUGAAGUCUCCGGGAGCGGCGCCGUCAUCAGCGAGCUACCGCUGAAGUUUGGAGCGAUGAGCGGAACCUUUCCGCAGCGGAAUCGACUGAUCAGCGGCAUGACGUUAGGCACGAUCGUCGUCGAAGCCGCCCUCCGCAGCGGAGCCCUCAUCACGGCACGUCACGCGAUGGAACAGGGCCGCGAAGUGUUCGCCGUGCCGGGCCGUGUGGAUAGUCGCAUGUCGCACGGGUGCCAUCAGUUGAUUCGCGAUGGUGCCAAGCUGGUCGAGAACGUCGACGAUGUGCUGGAAGAACUCGGCCCGCUGGUGGAACCGACCGCCGAUGCCGACGGGCGCACCGUGCGGCACCCGGCCGAAUUGAAGCUGAACGAAAUCGAACGUCGGGUGUUGGAGUCGAUCGAUAACGAACCGACCUCCAUCGAUGGCAUCCAAGCCCGACUGGGGCUGCCUAUCUCGCAAGUGCUGGCCACGCUUAGUGUGCUCGAGAUGCGACGCUUGAUCGACCGCACCAGUGGAACCCAGGUGGGUGCCACUGCUGGCUCGUCCAGCAGUGAGAUCGUUCAGAUACGCACUGCUGGACGAGCUAGCAGCUUCUCCGUCAUUGCCGUGUUGGCCAUCCUUUCGGCUGCGCUGGUGAUGACCUACGCCAUGCUGCGGGCGCAGGCCACUUCGGUUCAACUCAGUCGCAACACCGACCGUAUGGCGGCUGCCCAACAGGCGGCCCAAACCGGGCUCACGAUGGCCAUCCGCCGUAUGCACGAUGCGAGCGAAUGGGGCGGCGUCUCUUCGGUCUACAACCAGUCACUCAGCGCUACCGAAAGCUUCACCGCCACCUACACCGCAGGCGACCCCGACCUGACCGCGGCCGACGAAGACUGGGACGACUAUCCCUAUCGCGUCACCGUCGAUGUCGAAGGUUCUUCGGUCGAUACCAUGUUCAAUGGCAACGUGGCGGUGGCCAACAUCAGGGCCGUGGUCCGCCUGGUUCCGCUCAACAUGCCCGAUGAAUUGACCGACUGGGAAACCGUGCUGCAAUACACGGUGUAUCAGACAGAAGACAACGAGGUACUGGUCGAACUACCUUGCCGAAUCGAGGGAGCCGUGCGUCUGCAAGAAAAACUCAGCGUCCUCAAAGAUUCCACGAAUGACGAGGACGCACGAGAGCAAUAUCUCGAAGAUUUGCAGGGUGCCGCACUUUACGGCGCAGGCGACUACCGUCCAUUCAGUGGACCGGUGAGCCUCCCGUUCGGUGACCAAGACAGCGAAAUGUUCGACGACGUGACUGUGAAACUAGGAACGCCGGUGGUGAACAUCUCAGCCACAUCGAUGCCGAGCGACUGGGAUUCGCAACCGCUGCCAAAUAGUUACACCACAUACCGCCUCUAUCCAGGCGGCCCUGAGUACACCGUAGCGACACUCUCCGGCUCGCUGCCCAGCGGUACCUACGAACCCGAUCCGCUCACGAAUCCGGUGGGACUCUUCAAAAGAAAUGGCAACUUAACCGUCGACGACUCGACGACAAUCCAAGGAACUCUAAUUGUCAAGGACAAACUGACUAUCGACGGCACCAGCAUCGCCGUGGCUGCUGCCGAUCUGUCUCCGCUGGACGGAACAACAGAUCCGAUCCGUUUGCCAUCGAUCCUGGCCAAGAGUUUGCACGUCGACACCGGCACCUCGGCCACGAUGACCGGGAUGGUGGCUCUUUGGGACGAAUUCACCGUUUUAGAGCAGGACCAAAACGACACGACGAUCUUGGAUUUCAAUGGCGUUCUAAUCACGCCCAAGUUUGAAAUUGAGCCGCGAGAGAAAUGGAAGAACUCCAACUGGGGCUACUGGCAUCUAAUCUAUGGGCUAACUGCUCCCAGCAGCGGUCCGAACCAAUUCUUUCCCAUCUGGCUGGCGGCCUGGCCUCGGUACUUCUACCCCUACCCCGAGGUCACGAUGAAGCAAGAGGCCGAACCGCCUGCCUAUCACUGGAAACGCCCCGACGCCAACGAGCCCAUCUACAUUCCCCGCGACGGCGACGAGGGGCUGUUCUGGGAUAUCUUACGCGUGGAAGUGGAACCGUAA
This is a messenger RNA of Cladocopium goreaui, 3438 nucleotides long. Lineage: Eukaryota; Dinophyceae; Suessiales; Symbiodiniaceae. The record is from the annotation of a GenBank genome assembly.